Messenger RNA from Tripterygium wilfordii, 1115 nucleotides. RefSeq lists its product as uncharacterized. Gene Ontology annotation, cellular component: membrane. The transcript has 3 exons. Gene Ontology annotation, biological process: transmembrane transport. Gene Ontology annotation, molecular function: transmembrane transporter activity. Bases 348 to 1115 code for a protein of 255 amino acids. Lineage: Eukaryota; Viridiplantae; Streptophyta; Magnoliopsida; Celastrales; Celastraceae. The record is from RefSeq and is a predicted model, not a curated record.
AGCCACGUUGCCAUCUCCAUCGGCAUUGGGCUAAAAAUGGUAUUUUCUGUCCCUUUCUCGUUUAGGUUUGUAAGUUAUAACUUACUUAAAAUAGUAAAUAAAGACAAAUCAGAAUUUCACAAUCAUCAAAUCUAUCUCCAACACCGUUCUAUGGGUUCCACCUCCAAGUACCGAGAAUCCAAGUAGAUCAGACCGCUACAUCACAGGCCCUCACGGUCUGAAAAACACACUCUGCUAUCUGCAUUCCAGGUCAAGUGGGUCUCCUCUCUCUUCUAGGCAAAGAUAAAGACAGAGCGUCCUCUGUUCUUCCAUCUGAGAGAGACACAGAUUCUUCACAGAAACAGGCAAUGAAGUCAGAGACGUUGACGCUUGUGUUGGUGAAUCUGGCGGGGAUUAUGGAGAGAGCAGACGAGUCAUUGCUACCCCGGGUCUACAAGGAGGUUGGUGCUGCUCUUCACACGGACCCAACUGGGUUGGGUUCACUAACUCUGUAUCGAUCCGUUGUGCAAACUGCUUGCUACCCACUUGCGGCAUACUUUUCUGUUCAUCACAAUCGCGCCAAUGUCAUUGCCGUUGGUGCCAUUCUCUGGGCUGCAGCAACUUUUCUUGUCGCCGUCUCCUCUACUUUCUUCCAGAUGGCAGUUUCAAGAGGUUUGAAUGGGAUUGGACUAGCCCUAGUCACACCAGCCAUUCAGUCCCUUGUUGCUGAUUCAACUGAUGAGAGCAAUCGUGGUAUGGCAUUCGGAUGGCUACAACUAACAGGAAACCUUGGUUCCAUCCUUGGUGGGUUUUGUUCUGUCCUUAUAGCCUCACAAUCCUUCAUGGGUAUUCCUGGUUGGAGAAUUGCUUUCCAUCUCGUUGGAAUAGUUAGUGUUAUAGUUGGUCUUUUGGUCCAUAUCUUUGCUAAAGACCCUCACUUUUCUGAUCGUAGAUCUAUGGAGAAAACUCCACGGCAGCCAUUUUCAGAUGAAUUGAAGGACUUACUGAAGGAAGCAAAAUCAGUCAUAAAUAUACCUUCUUUCCAAAUAAUUGUGGCUCAGGGGGUCAUGGUCAUCGGAACAUUCCCCGGAUCAGCUUGGUCAUUUGCCACAAUGUGGUGCUUAGGCAAUGGUUGA